CACUUACCUAUCCUUUGGAACCUGUUAGAUGAGUGACAUUUCUAUAUCUCUCCCCAUCUAGGUCUGUGAAGGAUCACUGGGCAGAUCUGAUGGAGCUGGAGGAUUAUCGGAGAGAAUUCAUCAGUGAAUGGAGGAAGUGGAGUCUGGACGUGGUCCUCUGCCCAAUGUUGGGUCCAGCCUUCAACACAGGCUAUCCGGGACAGUUUCUUGCCCCGAUCUCCUACACCAUGCUCUACAACAUUCUGCAUUUUCCGGCUGGAGUCGUCCCUGUUGGCUCCGUCACCGCAGAAGAUGAAGAGAAGCUGAAGCUUUACACAGGCUACAGCAACGACCCCUGGGACAAGCUCUUCAAGAAAGCUGUCAAAGAUGGGGUGGGUCUGCCCCUGUCUGUCCAGUGUGCCGCGCUCCCCUACCAAGACGAGCUCUGCCUGCGCCUCAUGAAGGAAAUUGAGACCCUCAGCAUUCACCAUCACUAGAGGGGGACGCGGACACCUACUGAAGGGUGAAAGGGUCCGAACCAUAGAGAAUCGGCAGACCACCAAUAUGUCAGGUGGUGGGAGAAGGGAUGGCUUCUCCUGCUCCAGUCUGUCUGGGAGGGGUUAAUAAACAGAGUGGUGGGGGUAAUAUACCGGGGUGAUAUAUAACAGGUGGUGGGGGUAAUAAAUACAGUGGUGGGAGUAAUAUACCGGGGUGACAUAUAACAGGUGGUGGGGGUAAUAAAUACAGUGAUGGGGGUAAUAUACCGGGGUGAUAUAUAGCAGGCGGUGGGGUUAAUAAAUACAGUGGUGGGGUUAAUAUACCGGGGUGAUAUAUAGCAGGUGGUGGGGGUAAUAAACAGAGUGGUGGGGGUAAUAUACCGGGGUGAUAUAUAACAGGUGGUGGGGGUAAUAAAUACAGUGGUGGGGGUAAUAUACCGGGGUGAUAUAUAACAAGUGGUGGGGGUAAUGAAUACAGUGGUGGGGUUAAUAUACUGGGGUGAUAUAUAGCAGGCGGUGGGGGUAAUAAAUACAGUGGUGGGGGUAAUAUACCGGGGUGAUAUAUAGCAGGCGGUGGGGGUAAUAAAUACAGUGGUGGGGGUAAUAUACCGGGGUGAUAUAUAACAAGUGGUGGGGGUAAUGAAUACAGUGGUGGGGGUAAUAUACCGGGGUGAUAUAUAACAGGUGGUGGGGGUAAUGAAUACAGUGGUGGGGUUAAUAUACUGGGGUGAUAUAUAGCAGGCGGUGGGGUUAAUAAAUACAGUGGUGGGGGUAAUAUACCGGGGUGAUAUAUAGCAGGCGGUGGGGGUAAUGAAUACAGUGGUGGGGUUAAUAUACCGGGGUGAUAUAUAACAGGCGGUGGGGUUAAUAAAUACAGUGGUGGGGGUAAUAUACCGGGGUGAUAUAUAGCAGGCGGUGGGGGUGAUGAAAGAGGAAGAUAAUGGACGUAGAAGGAUUUUAGCCAAGAGACGAUCCUAACUGCUACCAUCGCCGAAUCCUCUGCUCUCACCUAUCACUUAUAUGAUUCUCUUGUUAUGACACAGGUAUAAAACAAACUUCUUAUGACAUCA
Bufo bufo (common toad) is the source of this 1546-nucleotide messenger RNA. Its product is annotated as fatty-acid amide hydrolase 1-like. The record is from RefSeq and is a predicted model, not a curated record. The coding region runs from base 90 to 476 and encodes 128 amino acids. Gene Ontology annotation, biological process: fatty acid catabolic process. Lineage: Eukaryota; Metazoa; Chordata; Amphibia; Anura; Bufonidae. The transcript has 4 exons. Gene Ontology annotation, molecular function: amidase activity; fatty acid amide hydrolase activity.